CACAACAGGAACUCCCAAAAUUUUAAUUUAAAAAUUAAAAAAUUUUCUAUACCCCUGUGGCAUAUGAAAAUUCCUCAGUCAGCUAUCAAAUCCCAGCUGGAGCUGAACCUAUGCCAUAGCUGCAGCAAUCCACUGCAUUAGGCCAGGGAUCAAACUGGCAUCUGAACAGAGACAAGCCAUAUCAUUAACAUACUCUGCCACAGUGGGAAUUCUCCCUUAGCUCAUUUUUACACUGGGUUCCUUUUCUUUUUGUUAUGGAGCAGUAAGUUUUCUUUCUCUAUAUAUAUUCUUGAAACUAGGCCCUUAGAGCAUAUACUUUGCAAUAUUUUCUCCUAUUCUGCACCUUGCGUCUUCACUUUCUUAUCUUUUGAUGUAUGGAAGUUUUCAAUUUUUAUUAAGUCCAAUUUAUCUUUUUUCCCCUUUUGUUACUUGUGCACUGGUGUCAUAUUUAAGAAUCAAUUUUCAAAUCCAAGGUCAUAAAAAUGUACUUUUUUGUUUUAUUUUAAGAGUUUUAUAGAUUUAAGCUCUUGGAUUUAGGUCAGAUUCAUUUUGAGUACAUAACACAUUCAUUUUGAGUACAUAAUACAGUAAGAACAUUAAAAAGUGAGUAAGAAAGACCUAUAUACAUUAGUCAAUCAUUGGAGGCUUUUGCUGACCUUUUUAAAAGCACUUUAAAGUGUCCUAGUAGGAAAAAAAACCCGUGAUGUUAAAUCACUAAUUGGAUUUUCAAAUAAGGUAGUUGAAAUAAGAAAAAAACACAUGAUAUAUUAUUGUUUAACUUUCUGAGGAUCGGCCAAGCUUUUAAUGUAGUCUUGCUAUAUAUUACACAGUAUUAUAUACUAUUUAUUACAUAGUAUUUGAGAGUGCCGACUUUAGCCUAAUGCUUUUUUCUUCUACUGAAAAUAUCUUUCCCUAAUAAGAAAAUACACAGGCAAAUGUGUUCCCUGUUUUUUUCUAUUUUAUCACAUAUUAAGUUAAAAUGAAAGAAAUGAAUUACAAUAUUUACAAAUCAUUGGAGUAACUAGUCUAAAAUAACUAACAACUACAUGCUUAAUACUUUUCUACCAGAGGUCUAAUAAUGGGAGAAGUAUAUUAUAAUGACGGUCAAAACAGACAUUAGCAAAGAGAAUGAAAGAGGAGUAUAUGCAGACAAAACCACUUAAAAUUUUAUAGAAAACAGAAAGUGGAUAUUAUUAUCACAUAAGCAGAGCAACUAGGAUCAUGAAACAAAAGAGGAAAUCUACGCUUCCAUAUAAACCUUUAACGGGCUCUAGACAUAUCAAUGUCAAAAGCAGUGAAGAAUUAAAGAGCACUGUAGAGUUGAAAUAGGGGGAAAAUGGAAGCAAGUUAUAUGACUUUUCUCAGUAUGAAGUUUACUGCCACAUACAAUAAUCUAGGAACUUGCACAUCACACAAAUGAAAGACAGCUAAUACUUCAUCUUUAUAAAAAUAAUUGAAUUGCUCUAAAGAAAAAAUUUUUUAAUUAUCUGUUACUUAAAUGGGCUCCAAAAUAAUGGCUAGCUCUUCCUCUUAUCAUCCUAAGAUGGAGCUCACCUCUCAUCAAGCUAUUUCCGAGAACAGAGGAUGUCCAGUUUGCUUUUAAAAAUGAAUUCAUUACUUAGCCUUAUCCAUCAUUUGACAGUUGUUCAACACAGAUGAAAAGCUAUUUUUUUAAUGAUGCUGAAAUGCCCAGAGAUAAUACAGAAAACAGAACAGAUUAUUUCACUGGAUAACAUCAUUAAUUUUGAUGUCAGACAGACUUUGGAUAAAGUUCUGACUCUGAAAUAAGCAACUGCAGGGAACUCAGCAAGGAACGUAUGCUUGCUCUAACCUGUUUACUCCCCUGCACAAGUAUAGUAACUUAUCUGGAGCACUUCUAAAACAUGUAUCACGGAGUCUAGUACAGAGAAAAUACGCAAUGAAUGUCGAUGGUAAUUAUCGCAGUGGUGGUGAUGGUGAUGAUAAUGACAACGACGACGUUAUUAUGUCUUAAAAGGGGCUUUAGGAAAACAUUUUGUGGGAUUCUUAAGUUUAGUCAUGAGAAAUUUAAAACUCUUUAUCUACUUCACCAUUUGGCAAGAAGCAGUGAUGCCCCCUAUAUAUUUUACAGGAAAACACCUAGACAAUAAUGUUUUUCCUCUCUGAAAUGGCUAACUUAUUAUAUAUCACCUAGGUGAAGAAAUUUGGGGGACUGUUGUGUUUGUUUCUGUUUCAUAAGAAUUCUUAUAUUACUCUUUUUAUUUUUCAGAUCAACUUAAGGAAAAUGAUCAACUUAGGAAGGAAAAUGGUAAACUUUUAUGACUCUACAAAAUAUGAUCUCCCUAUUAACCGUUUCAUAAGAAGUCAUAUAUUACUCUUUAUUUUUCAGAUCUUCUUAGGAAGGAAAAUGGUAAACUUUUAUGACUCUACAAAAUAUGAUCUCCCUAUUAACCGUUUCAUAAGAAGUCUUAUAUUACUCUUUUUAUUUUUCAGAUCUUCUUAGGAAGGAAAAUGGUAAACUUUUAUGACUCUUUACAAAAUAUGAUCUCCCUAUUAACCGUUUCAUAAGAAGUCAUAUAUUACUCUUUUUAUUUUUCAGAUCAACUUAGGAAGGAAAAUGGUAAACUUUUAUGACUCUUUACAAAAUAUGAUCUCCCUAUUAACCGUUUCAUAAGAAGUCUUAUAUUACUUUUUUUAUUUUUCAGAUCAACUUGGGGAGGAAAAUGGUAAACUUUUAUGACUCUUUACAAAAUAUGAUCUCACUAUAACCGUUUCAUAAGAAGUCUUAUAAUACUCUUUUUGUUUUUCGGAUCAACUUAAGGAAAUAAAUGGUAAACUUUAAUGACCAUUUAUGUGAUUUUUCUAUAGCGAUUUUUCCUGCUUCCUUGCUUUUCCAUUCCUCCCUCUGUAUCAUUUUCUCUUUUGUGAUUUUUAUUCAUUCUUACUAUAUUACAUCUUCCAUUGCUUCUUUCUCUCUUUGUUCUUCUUCAUCAGUUAACUCACUUUUCCUACUGACCCUUCUCUUUAUCUAAUGCAUUAUUUUUCUUACUGUCUCCCUGAUGCUAACAAUAAUAACUCCUUCUCAUGGUGCUGAGAUGAAUGAAAUUCUAAUGCGAAAAGAUACUUGAAAGUGCUCUCAUAGUGCUUUUGUGUCCACAAGCUGAUUUUAAGAAAAAUUCAAAAGCUCUUCUAUGCAAGACACUUUUUAAGAAGUACAGUCGAUUGUUCCUUGUAGAGCACACCAUUGUUCUCUACCUUGAGAUUGAAGCCUCACCUGGCUGGACCAGGAGUGGAGAUUUAUGGCAUAGUGAUAUGGAGACUUUGCUUUGCAUUUUAACAGACCUGGGUUCAAAUCACUGAUCUGUUCAUUGACCAGCAGAAACUUCUCCAUGUUAUUGAUCCCUUUUAUUCUCAGAUCUUUCUUUUGUGAACAGAGAAGCACUAAUUUACAAUUAUUUUGCUAAUAUUAAUCAAGUAAUUACAUAAAGCCCUUAGCAAAUAUUUAAGUCAUUGGAAACACCAAAUGAAUUGUAGCUUCUUUUGCACAGAUGAUAUAGAGCAUGACAGCAUUGCAGAGGAUGAUAACCAUGAAUAUCAGCAUUCCAAAUUAGAUUAAAAACAAUACUUCACGGGGGAUUUGAUAAUUUCCCUCUUGAAUUUUAACUGUAAAAUUAUUUGUCUAUGUUAGCACGUAAUAUGUUUUCUUAUUUUCUUUCUUUUUUGGGGAAACAUGUGCUGGAGAAAACUGAGGAUUUUAAAAACCUUGAUGAGUUAAUUUAUGUCUUUGUAUAUAAUCCUUCCAAGCAAGUUUAAUUUUUCUUUUUUCUGUAACAUUAAAAUGGAGUUUUCACUUUUUCCCCCAGGAAUAUUGCAAAAGGAAAUUGGUAAUGGUAUUCUAAUAGUUAAAAUAUUCUCAAGAGGAUGUCCUCCUCUGAUGAUCCCCUGCUUCCUUUCAUUCUUUCCCCUUAGCUCUUCAUUUUAGGUAUCUUUUGCAUUUCCCCGUUGCCUCUGUAUAUUGCAGCUAUCAUGUUAGGAAUAAUUUUCUGCUUACCUUGAUUAAGUCCUGAAAAUCAUGUGACUCAACUUUAUUUUAUGCAUGAAAAACAAUUUCCAAAGGGAGCAAUGGCUUGACUAAUGAUAGUAAUGACUACGGUAAAUCCCUCAGAAGAAUGCCUGUCUUUUUUCUGCGUCAUCCUCUCUUUGAGAGUCCAUGUCUUAUGUGUGUAUCUCCUUUCAGAUGAGAGGAAAGCUCAAUUUAAGAAUGGCUGGCAGAAGUCAUCGUUGUAUCCUGAUUUCUGUUAGUUUGUGAAAUUGACAAGCUGAUACCAAAGAACUCAAAAUAAUAAAGAGAAGAGAUCAUGAGAAAGUCACAGGGGAUUCCUGUUUCAGGCAAGAAAUAACCUCCUCAAUAACUUUUACUCACAUUCCAUUGGCAAGAGCUAAUUAUAUCGCCAAAUAAUGUGGCAGUGGAGAUAGAUAAUAUACUCUGGCCGGGAUGGUGAUCUAAUGCAUCUCUCCUUUUAUCAGUUGUGGGUCAAAAGAAGCAGGAGCCAAGAACGUUGGGUGUCCUGUGACUAAAUUUUCCUGCAAGUACCAGCAAGAUGCAUGAAGCAAUUACUCUAGAAUGCUGCCAUUUUUUUUUUCUUACGAGAAUACAAUCCUUAGAACUAUAGUAUCCUCCUUGUAAUGUCAAAGAGGCAUUUUUUUUCAACAUUUUUUUUUUAAUUUCAACGGAGUCAGUUAAGGAAUAAAUCAAAUUAAUGUAUAUAGGGGAAUUUACCUGACGAAUACUGCUCAAAUAGUUUUGGACACAUGAGUGCCUUUACUCUGUUCUUCGUCAUCACUUUUUAAGCACCUCUCCCAUGUAUGAGCAGAGGUUUUCCUUUUAUUCUGAAAAAGGUAGAAGACUCAAUGCAAGAUCAAUAGUUGAUAUAUUUAUUAUCUCAAGUUAUUGAAUUUUUGAUUUGUUAUGUUGCUACAAUUUAUGCAGAUACUACUGCUUUUUUUUUUUUUCUUCUUAGAGCCACACCUGCAGCAUGUGGAAUUUCCCAGGCUAGGGAUCGAAUCAGAGCUGCAGGGGCCAGCCUACACCACAGCCACAGCAAUGCCAGAUCUGAGCCACAUCUGUGACCUACAUUACAGCUCAUGGCAAUACUGGAUCCUUAACUCACUGAAGGAGGCCAGGGAUCGAACCCAUGUCCUCAUGGAUACUAGUCAGAUUCUUUUCCGUUGUACAAAAUGGGAACACCCAGAUACAUUUUUGAAUCAAGUGAAUUAUAUUACUCAUACACCUCCGAAGUACCAGCCUUUUCAGAGUGGCUGACGUGAAUGUUUUGUCCAAAAUAUAUUCACAACAUUUGACUUAGAUCUGAUCUACUGCCAUUGAAGACACUGUUUCCCUUUCCUACAUGGAAUUUUAUUAUGAAGAACUGAAUUUAGGCAUUAGUUAAAAAAUAAAUUUAUAAAACACACUUUUAUAUAUCCAUCAGUUGAUGAAAAUUUUCUAAGUAGGGUAGCAGAAGAAAAUUACCCUGUAAUACUACUAAAAGCAGUGGUUCAAUAUGUUCUAAUUUAGUUUUGUAGAAAUUCUAUACCACAUAGCCUUUGCAGUACAGAAUUGUAUAUUCAUAUUGGUUAAAAAAAAACCUUAUUAAAUAUCACAACCAAAUAAAAAAAGCCUAACUAAUGUCAAAAGGGUUUAGGACCAUUUUUAAAAGGUGAACACGAGGGAGUUCCCAUUGUGGUUCAGUGGUAAUGAACUUGGCUAGUAUCCAUGUGGAUGUGUGUUCAAUCCCUGGCCCUGCUCAGUGGGUGAAGGAUCUGGCAUUGCUGUGUCGGUGGUAUAGGCUGGCAGCUGCAGAUCCAAUUCAACCCCUAGCCUGGGAACCUCCACAUGCCAUGGGUUUGGCUCCCCCCCCCAAAAGAGACAGACAAACAAAAAAGUUGAACAUGAGAAGUAAUAUUCCUGAAACUUUUUCUCAACAGUAAAUACACUCAUUUUGUGCUAAUUUUCAUUUUGGAAGAAUACACACUAUGGACAAAAGUGAGACUUCAAACACUAUACUUAAUGCGUGCAUACUUAUGUAUGUGCCAAAAUGCAAAGUAUUUGUGUGUGUGUGUGUGAGUGUAUGUUCAUCUGCAUUCUGAAAAGCUUAAUUUUAUUUUAAACAUCAAUUUUGUAUUCAUUUCACAUUUUAUUUGUAUUUACGCAUUAUAUUUUCUUUGAUCUCCUCAUUUUAUGUUUCAGGAAAUCCUCAGGGGAAAAAAGCUAAAUCUUUUGGAAACAUGUUAACUCACAGAUCUCUUUUACACAAUUGAUUUCUUGAGGCCUUGAGAUUCCCUGAUGCUAAUUCAUACACCUUUCCUUGUUUUGUACUCCUGAAUCGCUAACUUUCUCUAAUUUUUAACAUAUAGAUUCUCAUAUCAUGUACUUAGUUUCCCUUGGUUACUCUCUCUUGAAUCCUUUUCAAUUCUUACUUUUUCUGUUCCGUAUCAUUUUCUUCCUGUAAACACUAAUAUUUUGUCUUUCUCUGACCUGUUCUGGUUUCACUAGGAAGUUGCUGAGAAAAGAUCACUCAGUUGGAAGGCACACUGUUUCCACUCUGUAUAUUUUUCCAGGACACCGCAAGAUGGGAACUCUAUCACAUAUUUCAAGUUCAAGGGCUCAUUCUGAUGCCAAUGAAACUUUCCCAAAUGAAUAGAGAUUUCCCAAACUAAUUUCAAAGCCUAUGAAAUUUAUGCUCUCAUUGACCAGUCAAUGCAAAAUCAAGGCUUAUUCUCCAACUGUGACAGAAUUUUUAUUGCCCAAAGAAUCCCAGGUAUGAAAAUAUGUCCCAUGAAUAUUCUCAGAAUAUUUUCUCACUGCAGAAAUUAUUCUGUGCUUUUGUCAUUUUCAAUAUGACAUUUACUGUUUACAUAAACUGCAACUCCUAUUAAAUGUGUGUGGGAGGACUUUAAAUCACAGGGAAUGUUCAAUUAUUGUAUAUCUCUCAAUUCUCAAUUUUCCAUGUGAACUACAUGAGCACCAAUAAUUGUGGGUUUUGUCAAAUACAUUCCUUGCACACACAUAUAGUUGAUGGCAAGUCAAUAACCUCUUAGUCAUCUUUUUGCAAUGACAAUUUUUAAUUCAAAGAGAAUUCAUUUUACAAUUAUACUGAUUUAGCAUACAUAGAAUAUAUGACUACUGCUACAGAAGAGUUGAGGACAGAUAGGUAACUUUAUUUUGUCCUUUUCAUCUCUUUUCAAAUAUCUCUCUUGUGAAUAAGUGCGUGUUUUCAUUUUAUGAUGAAAAUGUCAGAGUUAUAUUGCAAAAGCAGAAUCAGUGAUUGAUACAUUUAGUAUCCCAGAGGGAUAGUUAGCACUCCAUUCUACUUCCUUGCAUCGGUGUAUUGCCAGUGUGUGGGAGGACUUUAAAUCACAGGGAAUGUUCAAUUAUUGUCUUUCAUCAAAGGGUGUAUGGAAGUUUAAAAAAAAAAAACUCACAUAUUUCUGAUUGGUGAGGUUGUCUUCAAUCCUGUGGUUCCAAUUCCCUGGAACAUGUGUCAAUUAGGAUUCCAGUGAAAACCAUAGCAGCGUCUGAAAUGUUUGUCUUCCUUUUUUCCUGACAUUGCGCCCUCACUUCAAGUUAACUACUUCUUUCCUCCUUUUAUUUUCUCAACAAAUAUGAAGAAAAAAAUGCUAAUUCUCAUUAAUGUAUUUGUCUGUGUACAUACAUAGUCAAAGUUUCAUCUGUUUUUGCACUUUCCCUAAAGUACGUAGACAUCUCUCUCUCACUGGACUUCCUUAUAUGUUUACCUGAUUUUCUCUCCUAUCUUGUCUUUGCUCUGAAUGCUGUCAUCUUCCUUUGCUAUUCAGUUAUCUCACAUUGUUGCUUCUUGGAUUUGUCUUUUGAUUGCGAUCUAUACAGAUAUUCCUUUUGAGCCACAUAAGCUUUAUUAAACAUACACAUCUGAAAUAUUGGCAUUUUCAAUAAUGAUAUGAACGUUUUGUCCAAGGUAUGUCAGGUGAUUUAAUAUAGACAAUUUCACUGCCAUGUGACACUUCCAGUCCUACUUUUCAUGGAAUUUGAUUAAAAAGAACAUUAGUUAGGCAUUGAUCAAAAUAGAAAUUUAAAAAAAAACAGAAAGUUGUGCAUUUCUCUGUUGGUGAAAAUGUUGUGACUAGAGGGAGCCCAAGUAAAUUUCCCUAUAGUAUCCCUAGAGGCAGUGCUUCAAGAUCCUCCCAUUUGUACUUGUUGUAGAAUAUAGAUUCAAUAAUACAUAUAAAUUAAAAGUCAUUGUAUUUAUAAAAUCAUACAAACUGAAUAAUAAAACCAUAACGAAUGUCUAAAAGGAAAAGAAAUGGACCACUAAUUUCACUAAUGUAAUACCAUUUUCAAGUCAGGGAGAAUCCUCUCUGGACAGAACUGGCUCAGUACCACUGCAUUUAUGUGUGUGUAUUUACAGUGUGUAUGUGUGGGUGUGUGUGGGUGUGUGUGGGUGUGUAUUUGUGCCCUCAUAGGUUUAUUCUCAUGUAUAAAUCUUGCGUUCAAUUUGAAUGUUCUUCUCAUUUCCCAUGAUAUUUACAUCGAUCUCUCCAUUUUAAUUUCAGAACAACAUCAGAGGGAAUACGAGGAAACUGAGGGACCUGAGAAAAGUCUAGGAUAUUCUCUGAAUAGAAGAGAGCAGUCUUCAGCCAUUGUUGAUGAUCUCCAGGGAAAAAAUGAUGUACUUCAGAAAAAAUAUGAUGAUCCUCAAAAGAAACUCAAAGAACUUCAGGAAAAAAUUGAAGGACCACAGAACUUAGAUCAAGUCCAGAAAGAAAUGGCUAGGAUGAUGGCUCUGUUCAAGGAUGAUUGGAGGAGAGAACAGUUCCAGAAUGAAGGACUUCAGGAAAAAUAUGAUGAUCUUCAAAAGAAAGUCGAAGAACUUCAGGAAAAAAUUGAUCAAGUCCAGAAAGAAAUGGCUAGGAUGAUGGCUCAGUUCAAGGAUGAUUGGAGGAGAGAACAGUUCCAGAAUGAAGGACUUCAGGAAAAAUAUGAUGAUCUUCAAAAGAAAGUCGCCAGUCUUCGGAAAACAAAUGGAGAACUUCAGGAUGAAAACGCCAGUCUUCGGAAAACAAAUGGAGAACUUCAGGAUGAAAACGCCAGUCUUCGGAAAACAAAUGGAGAACUUCAGGAUGAAAACGCCAGUCUUCGGAAAACAAAUGGAGAACUUCAGGAUGAAAACGCCAGUCUUCGGAAAACAAAUGGAGAACUUCAGGAUGAAAACGCCAGUCUUCGGAAAACAAAUGGAGAACUUCAGGAUGAAAACGCCAGUCUUCGGAAAACAAAUGGAGAACUUCAGGAUGAAAACGCCAGUCUUCGGAAAACAAAUGGUAACAUUUCUGAUAUCCCAUCACCCCAGUGCUCUUGAGCCCCUCUGAAGCGACUGGUUCAGCCUUUCCUCUUGUCUGCCGUUUCAUCUGUUUCGCUUGUGUCGGCAUGCCUUUCUCUUGCACGUCCUGUCUACGAGCUCCACCUCAAUGUUUUGCGUGGGACUUGUCCCACGUUCCUUCUGUCCAUUUCUGUUUGCCUACCUCCUCUGCUCUGCCAUUCCUGCUCUUUGCAAUGCAUGCCAUGC
Messenger RNA from Sus scrofa (pig), 9578 nucleotides. Lineage: Eukaryota; Metazoa; Chordata; Mammalia; Artiodactyla; Suidae. The record is from RefSeq and is a predicted model, not a curated record.